AUCGUUAGAUCAAAUUUCAACGAUUCGGAUCAUUUGAUCUUUAAGCUCAUAUUAUUAGGAUCCGGAAGAGAUCCGGUUCAUAUUGGGAUCUACAUCUGCCAACGUGUCACGACAAUUAGUUAAUUCCACCUCUGCCACGUGUCAGAUCACCUUCACCUCCAAGUCCACUGUCAGUCACUGCUAUAUGACCCAUCUCAUUCACCCCCCGCCGCCACCACCACCACCACCAUGACAGCCACGGCAACCAGCAGCACCAUGGGCUAGGAUAACGACACCCAGUUCAACCUCGUUGGCUUCUCCAACUUCGUACGGACCAACCCCCGAUCCGACCGCUUCAAAGUCCACCGCUUCCACCACGUCCAGUUCUGGUGCACCGACGCCACCAAUGCCGCCCUCCGAUUCUCCUGGGGACUCGGCAUGCCCAUGGUAGCUAAGUCGGACCUAUCCACCGGCAAUCAAAUCCACGCUUCCUACCUCCUCCGCUCCGACGACCUCGUUUUCCUCUUCACCGCCCCGUACUCACCCACCCUGACCCGAAACGCCGACCCGGCCAGGCCCAGAACCACGGCCUCGAUCCCCACCUUCGACCACUCCGCCUCCCGCGCCUUCUCCGCCACCCACGGCCUUGGGGUCCGCGCCGUCGCCAUCCAAGUCGAGGACGCCGUCUCCGCCUUCACAGCCAGUGUCGCCCACGGCGCCAAACCCUCGGCGGCCCCCAUCCUCCUGGACAACCGCGUCACCAUCGCCGAAGUCCAACUGUACGGUGAUGUCGUUUUGCGAUACGUCAGCUAUACGGACCACAACCACCUCACAGACCCGGACCCCCACCUCUGGUUCCUCCCUGGAUUCGAAUCCCUAACAUCGUCGUUCCCAAUCGACUUCGGAAUCCGCCGCCUCGACCAUGCCGUCGGCAACGUGGAGGUUCUCAAAUCGGCAGUGUCCUACGUCAAAGGCUUCACCGGAUUCCACGAGUUCGCCGAGUUCACCGCCGAGGACUUCGGGACGAGCGAGAGCAGACUCAACUCCGUCGUCUUGGCGAACAACGAGGAGAUGGUCCUGUUUCCGAUGAACGAGCCGGUGUACGGGACGAAGAGGAAGAGCCAGAUUCAGACGUACCUGGAGCACAACGAGGGUGCAGGGGUUCAGCAUUUGGCGCUGGCCAACCAUAUUCGUAGAGAUCAUUCAGAGAGUGGGGUGCAUGCUUAAGGAUGAAGAAGGAAAGAUACACCAGAAGGGUGGAUGUGGUGGGUUCGGGAAGGGUAACUUCUCCGAGCUCUUCAAGUCCAUCGAGGAAUACGAGAAGACGCUUGAAGCCAAACAGAUCGCUGAGCCAGCUGAUGCGUGAUUCGCCUUUGUCUUAGAUACUGUAAAAUAAGGUAGUUGCUGAACCCAGGUUCGUUGUACUCUACUCAUUGUAAGGCUGUUGUAUACGUAGUGUUACUGUGUAUAACAAGCUGUAUGGCUGUCACUGUUGGUGCCUAUUGAUUUAUGCACAAUGACACAAAUUUUAGUGCUUUAUUAUAUUUGUCGAGUGCAAUCAUCAAUCACCGACCUGUUGCACCCUCGACAUGCUUGUAAUAACCAACUUUAGCGAGGAAUAAAGAUCGAAAUAUUCACUCUUGUACUGUAAUCUUGUGUUCUUGUUUUUCUUAAUG
Messenger RNA from Malus domestica (apple), 1655 nucleotides. NCBI's taxonomy places the organism in Eukaryota, Viridiplantae, Streptophyta, Magnoliopsida, Rosales, Rosaceae. The record is from RefSeq and is a predicted model, not a curated record.